AUGACGGCAGAGCUGUUUGACCAGGGGAACAUUGUCCUGGUCAGAAAGACUUACCCCUCCCCCUCUCUCUCCCACCAGGUGCUGUCGCUGGGUGCUGACGUCCUGCCAGAGUACAAGCUCCAGGCCCCUCGCAUCCACAAGUGGACCGUCCUCCACUACAGCCCCUUCAAGGCGGUGUGGGACUGGCUCAUCCUGCUGCUGGUCAUCUACACGGCUAUCUUGACCCCCUACUCCGCCGCCUUCCUCCUCAACGACCACGAGGAGGCGGCUAUGGUGAACUGUGGCUACUCGUGCUCGCCGCUCAACGUGGUCGACCUAAUCGUGGACAUCAUGUUCAUCGUGGACAUCGUCAUUAACUUCAGGACGACGUACGUCAAUACUAACGACGAGGUGGUCAGCGCUCCACUGAGGAUAGCGGUCCAUUACUUCAAGGGCUGGUUCCUCAUCGACAUGGUGGCAGCCAUUCCCUUCGACCUGCUCAUCUACCGCAGCGGAGAGGAGACGACUACUCUGAUAGGCCUGCUAAAGACAGCCCGCCUCUUGCGGCUGGUGCGCGUGGCGAGGAAGCUGGACCGUUACUCUGAGUAUGGCGCCGCCGUCCUCUUCCUGCUCAUGUGUACAUUCGCCCUUAUCGCCCACUGGCUGGCGUGCAUCUGGUACGCCAUCGGCAGCGUGGAGCGCAACGGCAGCAUUGGCUGGCUCCACACGCUGGGCGAGUCUUUGGGGAAACACUACAACGAGACGGUGCAGGGCUCGGGCCCUUCCAUAAAGGACAAGUACGUGACAGCACUCUACUUUACCUUCUCCAGUCUGACCAGCGUGGGCUUUGGCAACGUCUCCCCCAACACCAACUCUGAGAAGAUCUUUUCCAUCUGCGUCAUGCUUAUUGGAUCUCUGAUGUACGCCAGCAUCUUUGGGAACGUGUCGGCCAUCAUCCAGAGGUUGUACUCGGGUACAGCGAGGUACCACACCCAGAUGCUGCGGGUCCGAGAGUUCAUCCGGUUCCACCAGAUCCCAAACCCACUGAGGCAGCGGCUGGAGGAGUACUUCCAACACGCCUGGUCCUACACUAACGGCAUCGACAUGAAUGCUGUGUUGAAGGGGUUCCCAGAGUGUCUCCAGGCUGACAUCUGCCUCCACCUCAACCGUACCCUCCUGGAGAACUGCAAAGCCUUCAAGGGCUCCACUAAGGGCUGCCUGCGAGCCCUAGCCAUGAAGUUCAAGACCACCCACGCCCCGCCCGGCGACACCCUGGUGCACGCCGGCGACGUGCUCACCGCCAUCUACUUCAUCUCCCGCGGCUCCAUCGAGAUCCUCCGAGGCGACGUGGUGGUGGCCAUCUUGGGGAAGAAUGACAUAUUUGGCGAGCCCAUCAACCUUUACGGGCGAGCUGGGAAGUCUAACGCCGAUGUGAGAGCUCUGACCUACUGUGACCUCCAUAAGAUCCACAGAGAGGACGUCCUGGAGGUGUUAAACAUGUACCCCGAGUUCUCCGACCACUUCUGGAUGAACCUGGAGAUAACCUUUAACCUCCGGGAUACCAAUAUGAUUCCUGGCUCUCCAGAAAGUGACAACUCGGACUGUAUAGGAUUCAACAAACUGCGCAGACGCAAACUAUCAUUCCGGCGCCGGACAGAGAAGGAUGAUGCAGAUGCAGGAGAAAUUAAAAAGGAGAGAGACAAUAAACCACUACGGCGGAGACAGAAGGAGGCGGCCAGUAACCAGGGGGAGGGGCCUCUGAGCUCAGUGUCCUCCCACUCCAGUGGCGAUGAAGGGGAGGAGUCUGUGGUCACAUGCCCUGCCCCUCCUUCGGCUCUGCAUGAGAUGUCCCCGGCUCAGGCCACCACCCUGAACUUCAGCGACACUCCCGAGGGGGAGGGAGACCAAAAGGGGGGCAACACCUGCAAUGCACUCACAGGAGCAUUUUCAGGGGUGUCCAACAUCUUCAGUUUCUGGGGUGAGAGUCGGGGCAGUUGUGAGUACCAGGAACUGCCGCGCUGCAGCCUGCCCUACCCUCCCCCUCUUAACACGCCCCUCAACAGCAUUGGCCGCAGGCAGCGCACCGAGCUGGAGAACAGACUGGACCUGCUGCAGAAGCAACUCAACAGGCUGGAAACAAGGAUGUCGACAGACAUCGGGGCAAUCAUGCAACUACUACAGCGUCAGAUGGCCCUGGUGCCCCCAGCCUACAGCACUGUGUCGUCUCCCCCUCAGGCCUCACCCUACCCUGGCCCUGGUCCUGGAGAGAGGCUGGUGCAGUCUGAGACACUGGCUUCCCUCUCACAGAUCUCACACCCCCAGGACUUUGAGGAGUUCCCCGGCAAGUUGUGUGACUCUCUCCGCAGCCCUGAUCAGCUGCACCCCCAGGACUCGCCUCUGGUCAGCCCCACCGAGACACGACGAGACACUACUGGGCUGGGCAGCUUAAUCCUGGACCUGGACCUGGACCUGGGCAGCCUGGAGCUAGAACUAGGGGCUGGGUCCGUGGCAGGGUUGGAGUCAGGGAUGCGGGCAGAUUCAGGGUUGGGGUCAAGGAUGCGGGCAGGUUCAGGGUUGGGGUCAGGGAUGCGGGCAGGUUCAGGGUUGGGGUCAGGGAUGCGGGCAGGUUCAGGGUUGGGGUCAGGGAUGCGGGCAGUGAUGGAACUGGACACAGUGAUGGAACUGGACACAGUGAUGGAACUGGACACAGUGAUGGAACUGGACACAGUGAUGGAACUGGACACAGUGAUGGAACUGGACACAGUGAUGGAACUGGACACA
Molecule: messenger RNA, 2760 nt
Organism: Oncorhynchus gorbuscha (pink salmon)
Lineage: Eukaryota; Metazoa; Chordata; Actinopteri; Salmoniformes; Salmonidae
Product: potassium voltage-gated channel subfamily H member 2-like
Exons: 12
Biological process (GO): membrane repolarization during action potential; regulation of heart rate by cardiac conduction; regulation of ventricular cardiac muscle cell membrane repolarization
Cellular component (GO): membrane
Molecular function (GO): inward rectifier potassium channel activity
Source: RefSeq, a predicted model, not a curated record